CAAGUACCCCAUGAGGCUUAGCAUUUAAGAGGGUGAAACUUCCCCACUAGGUAAAAUUAAAUUGAAAGAACUGAUCUCAAUAGAAAAAAAAAAUACUUUAUCUUAGUAGGUCCUUAUCACUUUAAGUUGUUGAAAAAAAAUAGUGUAGAAUAUAAUUUUUGCAUAUACACACAGGGCUUUGAAAGUAUGUAUGAUCAGGCCGCCACCUUGCAGACCUGGGCAUGGGCACAGGCAUGGGCUGGGCAGCGCCGACAGGCGACAGGCGAGGGACCUGGGUCCAGCGGCAAGCAGGGCUGACUUUGUCUUCGUCAGACCCCAGACGGACACCUAUCCCCUCCAGAAUGAAGGUCUUCCUGCUAGCACUGCUGGCUGCCCUCCUGGGUAUGGAGCGAGCCCACUCCCUGGUGUGCUUCUGUUGCAUGAAUAAGAACAGCAAGUUUUACUGCCUGAAGCCCACCAUCUGCUCUGCAGACAACUACUGCAUGGUCAUCUCUGCAUCUGACAGCAUCAGGAACGUGGUCGACUUUGGCUACACCCUGAACAAGGGCGCUUGCUCCCCGAUUGGUCCUGGCCCGAGCGUCAAUCUCAGUGUGGCGUCUGUAGGCACCCACUGCUGCCAGAGCUUCCUGUGUAACAUCAGUGUGACCCAUGGCGGGCUGCUGGCCAGUGCCACUGUGCUGGGCCUUGGGCUCCUGCUCAGCCUACUGUCAGCUCUGCUGCGGUUUGGCCCUGACCCUGGGCUACUGUGCCCUGCCCAGACUCCCAAAGCUCAGGAAGAAAGGAAAGCCCAGCCCCUCAAGGGAUCUUGAGGCUGACCCUGCUGAUCCCACCCC
Molecule: messenger RNA, 833 nt
Organism: Sus scrofa (pig)
Lineage: Eukaryota; Metazoa; Chordata; Mammalia; Artiodactyla; Suidae
Product: lymphocyte antigen 6 family member E
Cellular component (GO): plasma membrane
Molecular function (GO): acetylcholine receptor inhibitor activity
Source: RefSeq, a predicted model, not a curated record